Acanthoscelides obtectus is the source of this 715-nucleotide messenger RNA. Lineage: Eukaryota; Metazoa; Arthropoda; Insecta; Coleoptera; Chrysomelidae. The record is from the annotation of a GenBank genome assembly.
UAGUAUAGUUUAUGACGAAAGAUUGGCCAAAUAGUUUUACCCUUAAUUCAUAGAUGGAAGCACCAAGCUGUAUAGUAAUUUAGUCGUAACGUGUACGUAUUGUUUACACGUUUUGGUCGUAUGUCGUAGUUGUUUCUUCUGCUCAUCGUGCUCGGUUGCGUUCUUGAAUGCAAAAUGGGUGAUAGGGCUUUAACCGAUAAGGAGUUGGAGGGAAUAAUUAAUAAUAUGAGCGAUUGUGAAUACGAAUCGGACGUCGAUGACUCAGUGGGUGAUCCAGACUUCGAGAAUUUCAGUUCAUAGUGAUAGUGAAUUCGAUGCUAGCACUGCAAGAAAAAGAAAGAAGCUAGAAAUUUGUGUGGAAGCAAAUGCAAAUGUCGGGGCUAUAGACACUCCUGUUGACAGUGAAGUGAAUUUGUCUGAAAGCAGCGAGAGUAGCUCAGAUGAGUGCAGCCCCAACAGAGAUGUAAGUGGAUCACAUGAAGUUCGAGUUAUCUGGAAUGAUUGUUCAGGUCCAGAACCUGCCUUGGAGGUGCCCAAAAGCACAAUAAAGAAGCAAGUCAAAGAAUGGAGUCGGUUAGGGGGCGUAUCUGCAGUGCCUUUUGCUCCGUUCCUUCAGCAAGUAAAAGAGGAGAAUCAUGAAGGUUCAAACAUCGGUGCUGGCGAUACGGCGACGGUGUUGUCGCUCUCGCUUCGGCUGAAUUGUUUUCAAACAUGA